Messenger RNA from Larimichthys crocea (large yellow croaker), 5113 nucleotides. It is a transcript of the gene nfatc2a, whose product is annotated as nuclear factor of activated T cells 2a. Gene Ontology annotation, cellular component: transcription regulator complex. Lineage: Eukaryota; Metazoa; Chordata; Actinopteri; Sciaenidae. The transcript has 10 exons. The record is from RefSeq and is a predicted model, not a curated record. Bases 501 to 3137 code for a protein of 878 amino acids. Gene Ontology annotation, molecular function: RNA polymerase II cis-regulatory region sequence-specific DNA binding; transcription factor binding; DNA-binding transcription factor activity, RNA polymerase II-specific. Gene Ontology annotation, biological process: calcineurin-NFAT signaling cascade; regulation of transcription by RNA polymerase II; cytokine production.
GAAGCCGCAGAAAUGCCUUGGCGCAGGACCCGGAGACGUCAUGGAUUCCUGAGUGUGGGGCUUUGCAGGAAAGCCCUGAGUCUCCGACAUGGACCGGCUCCAGGUUUCCAUGGCAAAGGCGCACAAACAUGAGGAAACACUGAGGGAAUCCCGUUAUUUUACAGCAUUGGACCAUUAUAAACACCCAGAGCGGGGAAGGAAGCCGCUCUUGAUACUCAAGUAAUCCUUAUAGAGCUCUAGGAAGGGGGACUUCAUACCAGAACCAUCGCUGUAGCUGAUGCGGCUGCAUGUUUUUUGACAAGAAAAAAGGGAGUUUGCGCGCAGCUGCUGUGUCGCAGCUUGAAGCUUUUUGAACGCGUACAGAAACUUUUUGUCUCAUUUCAACAUUUUUUAAACCGAAGAGCUUCUUCUGCUAUGGUUUUUAGCGGAAAGUAAUUUUUUAUUUUUAUUUUACUUUUCGCUUUUUUUUUUUCUUUUCCCCUCUCUCUCUCUCUCUCCAGAUGUUUAGAGAGACUUGGAGGCUGGCACAGUACCACACCAUGAGGUCGAUGGAUCAAGAUGACCCCAACCUUGCAUCUCACAAAGUCCUCAGCCCCGAGUCUGAGCAGGCUUUCCCUCUGGAGGAGGCCUCCCCUUACACCAUCAAGUCCUGCAGUCCCUCCUACAGUAACCACAACACCGAGGUCCUCGCGGGAUAUGACAACCCGGAGGCCAGAAACUAUCUGGACAGUACCCGGCCUGUAGGCCUCGCCCUGAGCCCGCGGAUCGAAAUCACCCCCUCCCGUGAGCACUACAACCAUGGACGGGACUCCCUGCAGAACCACCACCUGAACAUUAGCCCCAGACCCACCCUCACUGUGCCCGGCCAUGAUAACCUUGCCUACCGUGAGCCCCAGUGCCUGAGUCCAGCCAGCAGCAAUUCCUCCACCAGCUGGCACUCGGAGAGUUACUCCCCCUGGGCGUCUCCUUGUGUGUCCCCCAGCAGCGUCCAGAACCCCGGAGACCUCUGCCCCAGAUUACAGAACAUCCACACUGGCUCCCCUCGCACCUCCCCGGGCACCUCUCCCGGCACCAGCCUAGCUGAGGACAACUGUCUAGGACCCCGCUCCCCUUCCCCGAGGCCUGGCUCCCGCUCUGCUUCCCCGCAGGGCAAACGCACCUACGACAUGUACAGGAAUCCGGGCUUAGUCCCCGGACACCGCUCCCGCAGUCCCUCCCCUCACAGCGGCCAUGAAGAUCACAACAUAGGUGCCCACUAUACGCACAGCAGCCUUGCUGAUGCCAUGAAUGGUUUUGGCACCGGUCAGCCUGGCCUGGUGCCCACUAAGAUAGUCAAGACGUCCAACCAGGUUUACACUCUGUACCCAGAGAACCACGUAGAAGGGAACUACUUAGUGUCCUGCGACCAGGACAUAAAAACCAAACCUGCUGCAGAGCCUUUCUUUGUUAUCCCUCCAAUCUGGCCCAAGCCUCUGGUUUCCAGCAUCUGCAGCAUCCCCGUGGCUUCUCUUCCCCCGUUGGAGUGGCCGAUUCCCCGACGCACAGACCAGUAUGAGCUCCACAUCGAGGUGCAGCCCAAGCCGCACCACAGGGCGCACUAUGAGACGGAGGGAAGCAGGGGCGCGGUCAAAGCCCCGACGGGAGGACAUCCAGUUGUGCAGUUACAUGGCUACAGAGGCAAGGAGCCACUUGGCCUACAGAUCUUCAUCGGUACGGCCGAUGAGCGAAUCCUCAAGCCCCACGCCUUUUAUCAAGUCCACCGCAUCACUGGCAAGACGGUCACGACCACCAGCUAUGAGAAGAUUAUCCACGGCACCAAAGUCCUUGAGAUCCCGCUGGAGCCAAAGAACAACAUGAAAGCAAUAAUCGACUGUGCCGGGAUCCUGAAGCUCAGGAACGCCGACAUCGAGCUGAGGAAAGGCGAGACGGACGUCGGGCGGAAAAACACCCGAGUCCGCCUCGUGUUCCGCGUGCACAUACCUCAGCCCGGAGGACAGCACGUCUCUCUCCAAGUGGCCUCGCAUCCCAUCGAGUGCUCCCAGCGUUCAGCGCACGAGCUUCCCAUGGUGGAGAAGCAGGACAUGGACAGCUGCUCUGUGCUCGGAGGCCAGCAGAUGAUCCUGACUGGGCAGAACUUCAGCUCCGAUUCGAAGGUCAUUUUUAUGGAGAAAACUCAGGAUGGCCAGCAAAUCUGGGAAAUGGAAGCAACAGUGGACAAAGAUAAGAGCCAGCCAAGCAUGCUGUUCGUGGAGGUGCCGUCCUACCGAGACACGUCCGUCUGCCACUCUGUCAAAGUGAACUUCUACGUUAUUAACGGCAAGAGGAAGCGCAGCCAGCCUCAACAUUUCACCUACACGCCGCUGGCAUCUCCGUCCAUCAAGACCGAGCCUAUAGAUGAGUAUGAAGCAGACCACGUGGGUUUUGCCAUCCCCCAGAUCUUGGGUUUAUCCCCUCAUUCCUACUAUCAUAACCAACGCGGGGUGCUCCAUCCAGACAACGGCUUGGUCCCCGCUCUGGCUUCCUGCCAGCGUCUCGGCUCCAGCAUCCCGAAUCAAGACGCACGUUUCCAGCAGCAGAGCCCGGCCAUCGUCUACUCCCGCGGGGGGAAGAGUCUGAGCGGCAGCCCUGGCCUUUAUCAGCAGACUGGAGGGAUGAUGCCCGACCCCCACCGGUCGGUCCUGGUCCACACCGGCUCCCCGGCUCAGUCCGUAGGUCCCAUCGGUGCAGGUCAGCACCCUUCAAUAAUCCAAUUCUCCCCCACCAACCACCACCUGCUUCGGGCGGGAGACCCUCAAGCCCUCUCUGCUCCGCAGCCCGACAGCCAGCAGAUCAUCUACUGCGACGGCUACUCCCCGCAGUCAGCCACCUCCCUCUCACCCACUCCCACACAGGCUCAGGCUGCAGUGACCCACCCUCAGCACUAUCCCACCGUCAUCCAGCAGCAGUCGUACACGCAGAAGGGGCAGCAGAAAGGCCGCACUCCGCCCGGCACGGGGCAGAUGGAGGCUCCGGGGGGCGGACAGAGGAGGGUGACGGUCAAGGAGGAGAACUUGGACCAGGCCUACCUAGAUGAUGGUGAGUUGAAUGAGAUCAUAAGAAAGGAUCUGACAGGCGUUCAGGCCAGAGGGCAGACAUAGACGAGAGACCCGAGCAGGAAAUGACAACAUCCACCCACCUCCACCCCGUCCGCCAACACACACACACACACACACAGACGCGCUCACACGUCUUCAGCCUUCCAAGCAAGGUGACGCAUCCACCAACAAUCAGAUCUUCUCUUCCUCAUUUUUUUCCUUUACCCUUACAGAUAGAAAAUAUCAGCUCCCGGCUGCUGUGUUUGCUUUGGACGUUUUUCCUGCAACACACAGAACAAUUCAUUCGACCCAUAACGUCAACACCCAGCAGGUUUCCAACAAACUGAUGAGAAACAACAGUGGAAUGUGCCUUAUUUGUUUGAUUUUUCUCUUGCGGGUUGGUUUUUGGAUACAGUUUGCUGCAAUACAAUGGGGGAAAUGCAUUCCCAGAAAUAGCAUUAGCCAUUAUUGCCUCGUACUAGUGAAUUGAGCCAUGUAGCUUCAGAUUUGUGAAAGAAAAUGCCAAAAAAAAAUCAGCCCAAAUACGACGCGUCAAAGCCAAAAAAAGCUUGUCAUGUUUCUGUUCACACAGUUUCGUCUGUGUGCGUCUUCAUAUGCAGUUCUACAUGAAACGGUGAUCAUCUCAUUUGAAGUGCGUCUCACUCGUCGCACACUUUGCCUUAACCAUACGCAAAAUGAACUCUUGUGACGCCUCCUAAUAUGCACUGUUUUCAAUAACAGGGGGGGUCAAUGUUAUUACUUUAGUCAUGUGAAUAAUGUAUCAUUUUAUAUAUUCGUAAAAAAUAUAUACUGCAUUAUAUUCAGGUGAUAAUGCCAAAGUGGCUCGAGCAUGGGUCUACGUUUUUUAAAAAAAUCAUUUCUAUGCUCAGGUUUUUCGUCAAACCUGCGUUGAAAAUGAUUUAAACGUAUCUGAAGCUGAAGUAAGAGAUUUUGUAAACUCAAAGUUAAAGGUGGUCGUCUUGCUUUAAAAAAAAAGAAAAAAAAAUCUUUGGUUUAUUGCUCUUAAAGUUGAUUGUAACAACAUCUGUGGCUGCUUCUACAGUCCAAAACAAACCAAACAAAAAAUAUUCCAAAGCUUCUAACGUGUGUAUUGUUUUCUGUACAGUUGAAUUUUGCAUUUGUCUAUAACGACAAUCAUUAUACUCAAAGCUGAAUGCCUGCCUAUGCAGAAGCUUCGUGCUCCAUGAAGUAAAGAAGACACAUUUAUGCUCCGUGCACAGUGUGUGUAACAUACAGCUUGCAUUGAUGAGAGAAAAAAAAAAAGUAAUAUUUUUAUAAUAUUUUUAAUAUUUCACUGACUGAAUUGGAGUAGAUUAAAAGUGCCAAGUGCCAUUUGUAUGAUUGUAAAGAGAAAAAAUGUUGCAAAUGAAAUAAAAGGUAAGACUGAAUCUCAAUGUUUAAUAUUUGAUAUGGACCUAUUUGAAAGAGAUUUUAUUUUGUAAUAUUACUAAAGCUAACAUUAAUAUUUGUCAUUGAGCCAGUACAGCACAAGUGCAUUUGACAUUUCUUGAAUGUAAUCUAUAUGAAAUAGUUUUUUCCCCUUUUCUUUUUUUUUUCUGUAAAUAUUCGAUACAAAGUGUGAUUGUCCACGAUUAAGUUUGAGUAUAGACUAAAUAUAGAUUUGUCGUCUGUCGUGUAUCUUUAACUUGUCUGUGUUUUAGAAUAUACACAAUGUUAUAGUUACCAUCAUAUAUUCUAUAUCUGUUUUAUUACAAUGUAAACUUCUGAAGGGAAUUAUGAAACAUUACCUAAAAGUCUCCCCUUAAUAGGUUAUAUUUUUGUUUAUGCUUUUGUUAUUAUUAUUAUUAUUAUUAUUAUUAUUAUUAUUAUUAUUAUUAUUUGACAAUCUUUAAAGAAUGGUCAUGAAAAAGUUAUUAAUACUGUCUUAUUUUAUUUUUUCUCUGUUGAUAGUUGUUUCAUUUUGCGUCUACUACACUUUGUGCCUCCUUUUAAAAAAAAAAUCUCUGUUUCGUGCUAUUUUUGUAUCCUUAAAAGUAGCAAUAAAUAAUAACCAUAUA